AUGCUUCAGCGUCAUAGCAGGACAUUGCCUUCACGCUCGUCGAAAAGAACUUCGAAACCGUCGCCAGCAGAUACCGAAAUACAGCGCCCUCAAAUAUCCUAUGCAGCGAGUUUCGAGGAGCGCAUGCGUUACACUACGCUUGAUGACCUUCCGCUCGGUGAAGGGGGUGCGAAGCGUAUUAGCCAGUUGAUGCGCGAGGUCGAGGGUGAUAGAUAUGGGACUUGGCCGCAGCCGAAGGCGAAACGAGCGGUUGCAGAUGAUGAGGUUGAACGAAAUGCACCUCUGGCUCAACAAAUGUCAAGCGACGCAGUAAUCACUGAGCAGGUCCAAAAAAGACUGGCGCAGCUUGACGAUGAAGUUGCGCACAAAUGCGAGGAGGAGAAAGCGCAGAGGAGACAGGAGGAAGAGAAACGAAGACGACAAGAAGACAGGGCACAGAAAAGACGACGGGAUGAGAGAGAGCAGAGAAGACGCGAGGAGAUGAGAUCAUCUACCAUUUCUGCACAAGAAAUGGUGAUUCCGCCAUUCAGACCUGCUGCGCCAUCACGACCAGCUCCUCCCGUUCACCAAUCUCCACCAAUACAGCCAGCUCUUCAAAUCCACGCAGCUUCGCAGGUAAGCCCAUCACAACUACCACCACCACAUCGUCCUUCUUCUCCAUCUUCGCCCUUCAAUAUCCUCCUCGUGAAGCUUGAUGGACCACCAGCGAUUCCUCACGCUCGCCCUCCCCAACCAAUAUCCCCUCUAAAUCUUGAAAAUCCGCCUUUCGUCCCACCGCCAGUCAACCCUUAUCUCGACGUCGAGCGCCCACCACCCAGACGCUGUAAGCCGCGAAGAACAUCUCGGCAUGCUGGCUACGUCGACUCGAGCGGGACCCUCAAGCCUGUUGCGGGUAGUUCGCUGAGACAUGUUGUGAGUGCUGGGUCGGUGGCGAGUGGUAUAGAGUAUAUUUCUGGUGGAGGGGAUGGGGAUGUGGUUGAGGAAGAAGAGUAUGAUCAUCCGUUUAGUCCGGUGACGUUGGAGGGUGCGACGUGGAGGGACGUUUGA
This is a messenger RNA of Parastagonospora nodorum SN15, 1047 nucleotides long. RefSeq lists its product as hypothetical. NCBI's taxonomy places the organism in Eukaryota, Fungi, Ascomycota, Dothideomycetes, Pleosporales, Phaeosphaeriaceae. The record is from RefSeq and is a predicted model, not a curated record. The coding region runs from base 1 to 1047 and encodes 348 amino acids. The transcript has 2 exons.